Molecule: messenger RNA, 1734 nt
Organism: Thalassophryne amazonica
Lineage: Eukaryota; Metazoa; Chordata; Actinopteri; Batrachoidiformes; Batrachoididae
Gene: mns1
Product: meiosis-specific nuclear structural 1
Exons: 10
Coding region: 79-1584 (501 amino acids)
Biological process (GO): cilium organization
Cellular component (GO): motile cilium
Source: RefSeq, a predicted model, not a curated record
ACACACUGCUCGACAACCAAACACCUCCGCUGGUCCGGUGAGCGCUUGGAAUUGUUGACUCCUAAAGUUAGAAUCGCAAUGGCUGGAAGAGGUUUUAGACGAAACACGACUUCCCAGUUCUUGAUGAGCUGCCUUCAACAGCGGCGUAUAGAAGACCGCAAACGUGAAGAGGCUCAGCGUUUAGACCGAAACAGACAGAUGAGUGACUGCUUGCAGAAUCAGGAGGACUUUGAUAGGAGGAGACAUCUGCAGAAGCUUCACAUCGAACAGAAGGAAAAGCAAACUGAGAACCAUCUUCUUCAGGCAGAGGAAGAGAAAAUAAACAGGGAAAAACAAUUUGAACAAGAAGAGAGACUGGCGAAAGAGUUGGCCCGCAUCAACUAUGAGAAGCAAAGAGAAGAAAGAAUGAGGCAGUAUGUCAAAGAGAACAGCACAGAGCUUCGGGAAUUGGAGGUGAAGCUGAAUGCCGCAUAUGUGAGUAAGGAAAGAGCUGCACAGAUUGCUGAGAAGAAGGCAAUGAAGCUUCAGGCCAUGUGUGAGGAGGCAGAUUACCUUCAAAAGCUGAAGAGCGAACAGGAGCUAGCAGUUACUGAGCAGGAGAAGCUGGAGCAGAGGCACCGCAAGGAGGCCCUGCAACAUCAGAAGGAGCUGGAGCAACAGCUUGUGGAAAAGGAACGCAGAAGACAAGAGGCCUAUAAGGAGUUACUCAAGGAGAAGCUCCUGGUCGAUGAGAUUGUCAGGAAGAUUUACGAGGAAGAUCAGACGGCAAGACAACUGAAGAUGGAGAAAGCCCUAGCCACUCAGCAAGAAAUCGAAGAAUUCCAGCGGCAGCAAGCUGCAUGGAGACAAAUGGAACAAAAAAGAAUGGAAGCUGAGAACAGACGCAUCAUGGAGUUUGCAAACUAUAAGGAGGACUUUGAGAAGAUUCUAUCGACCAAGACCAGAGAGAGAGCAGAAGCAAGACAGCAGUUUCAGAAAAUGGUCUUUGAGAACAUUGAAAUGGAGAAGCAAAUGCGUGAAGAGCUGGAGCAAGAUCGUGUGGAACUCUAUGUGUUGGAGAAAGAAGAGGCCAACAGGCAGAAAGAAGCUGAAGACAUGGAGAAGAAAAUCAGACAGAGGCUGACGUUGCUGGAAGCUCACCAGGAGGAAAUGGCUUUCAGAGAGAUGCGCAGGCAGGCGCAGAAAGAAGAAGAGGAGGCUUUCCGUAAACUGAUGAUGGAUAAGCUUGCAGAGGAUGAUCGGAUAGAACAGAUGAAUGCCGGAAAACGACGUAUGAAGCAACUUGAGCACAGACGGGAAGUGGAGAAACUCAUAGAGGAGAGAAGGAAGCAGCGUGAAGUUGAAAUGGAGCUGGAAGCCAAAGAACGAGCGACUGAGGAGGAGAGGGAGGCCAUUCGCAGACAGAUAAUUGAAGAGGAGCGACAAAAACUUCUUCAGCGCCAUGCAACAAAUCUUAUUGGACAUUUACCAAAGGGUUUGCUCCAAGAACGUGACCUGGAACACUUCAGCGAAGACUUCAGAGACAAAUUUAAGAUUCCCCAGGUUGAUCUGUUCUCUGAGGAAGGCUGGGAGAGCGACAGCUAAGUUUCUUCUUUCCAUUCUGUACCACUAGAUGGCAGUUUAAAGUUACUCUCCGCAGAAGGUUUUAUGACAAUAAUGUCUUCAGUUAUUUAAUAAAACAUGUUGCUGUUUUACUGUAAAUGAUUUAGCAUUUUUCUAAGGAAAGUUGGUGCU